Molecule: messenger RNA, 2341 nt
Organism: Bacillus rossius redtenbacheri
Lineage: Eukaryota; Metazoa; Arthropoda; Insecta; Phasmatodea; Bacillidae
Exons: 5
Coding region: 1-1236 (411 amino acids)
Source: RefSeq, a predicted model, not a curated record
AUGGCGACCACUAGCUCUUCCUCGUCCUCGGUGACCAAGGACCGCCACGGCGCCCUGGUAGCCCAUCUGCGCGAAGGACAGAUCCUGGCCCCACAAGCAGGAGACAACAUGGACCACCAGUUCCUGAGGAAGGCUGUGUCCGUGAUCUUCAGGAGCUUGGCGGACUCAGCCAGAAACAUUGUUAUAUACACCGACGAUGAUGGGCAUCACACCAAGGACAAAGUGGCAGCUGUGAUGAAGACCUCACUUCUCACAUUGGUAGUCCUGCUUGUUCGUCCUUCUAGCGAAGGACAGAUCCUGGCCCCACAAGCAGGAGACAACAUGGACCACCAGUUCCUGAGGGAGGCUGUGUCCAUGAUCUUCAGGAGCUUGGCGGACUCAGCCAGAAACAUUGUUAUAUACACCGACGAUGAUGGGCAUCACACCAAGGACAGAGAGCGCGAGGCGCGGAGGUCUCCGAACCAUGAGGCUGCUGCUGGCGACCGCCUGCGUGCUGGCGCUGGCCCUGCGCUCGUCUGGCGCCCCAGGUACCGUGUCCCCCCACAUCGCUCCAGGGACUCCUUCUGGUGCUGCUGCCGGGGCAGACACCGCCCUGGUCCCACGCCCCAGGCGGCGGCUGGGGGCGGCGCUACGACGACGCCCGCCCCCGGAGGAGCGUCUGCAGCGUGUGCGGCGGCGGCGGCUACACGGCCCAGGGCUACGGUGGCGGCGGGGACGGCUACGGCUACGGGGGCGGCACCGGCCCUGGGGGCGGUGGAGGCGGAAGCUACGGGCCGGGCGAGGGCUACGGCUACCGCGGUGGCUACGGGCCCGGAGGCGGCGGGGGCGGGGGCGUCGGCCCGCAGGGGGGCUACGGGUCCGGAUACGGCGGCGACCUCGCUUCCGGCGGCGGCGGGGGCGGCGGGGGCGGCGGGCCGGGAGUCGGCUACGGCUACGGCGUGGGAUACGCGCCGGCGCAGGCGGGAGGAAGCUACGGCUGCCUCCAGUGCGGCGGGGGCGGCAGCUACGCCGCCAGCCUGUCCUCUGCCUCCAGCCACAGCUGGGGGCGCUGACGCCCGCUACGAUUCCUUCCGCCGCCUCACAGUCACACAUUCACACCCUCGCACAUUCACACCCUCGUACAUUCACACAUGCACACCCUCGCUCAUUCACACAUUCACACUUUACAUUCACACCCUCGCAUAUUCAGACCCUCGUACAUUCACACAUUCACACCCUCUCACGUUCACACCCUAACACAUUCACACCCUAUCACAUUCACACCCUAUCACAUUCACACCCUAUCACAUUCACACUCUACCACAUUCACACCCUAGCACAUGCACGUAUUCACAUUCACACCCUCGCACAUUCACGCAUUCACAUGCACAACCUUUCAUAUCUACACUAAGGAAAAUCGUUCUUUUGCAUCCAACAAAAUUUGUUUGUAACAACAGGUCCGUCUUUUAUUUACUGCUUAUUAACAUCUGUUUGUCAUAACUUUAUUUUUUUCCAAUAGAAAUUUUACCGUUGUAGAAAAAUAAACAUUAUUUCAUGAACAUUUAUUAAUUAUUUAUUCAAACCACCAUGAAUUUGUUUCUAAGACCCAUUUUAAUGAUUUACAAGUUGUUUGUACCAUACCUACUCCUGGAAUAUGAAAACAGGUACACUGUAAGAUAUUUCUUAUACUUUUUACAAGGAAAAUCCUUGCCAACGAUAUCACUUGUAAAACUGCAAGGCAGAGCUGGUUAAAAUUGCAAUUGGCACAAAGCUAUGCAUUGUAGUGUUGCAAGUAAUAUCGUUGGCAACUGAGUGUACAAGGAUAAUCCUUUUAAAAGUAGAAAAAAUUUUACAGUGUUAAAUUGGUCCUGUUAGAGAACUGUCACAUCCCACAGUGGACCUUAAUGCAAUAAAUACCAAGCUUCGUUGGCAUACGUCCGGGAGUUAGAAAACAGAUAAUUCACGGGUGACUGUUAGUAAUAUUGUAUAGCAUGGUUCGUACGUCAACUCCUAAACAAAUUUACGACAUACAAGUAUGGAUGUAAAUAGAAUCUUGAAUAUAUAUAAACUUGUUUUUAGAUUCACAGCAGAAACUGAUAGAACCAUUGUGAAUUGAAAACUCUCUUUAAGUCUUCAGCAUAAUCACGUAGGCUAAAGGAGCGAGGUAGAAUAUUUAUCAUUAAAAUGACAUAAUUGUUGUGAUAUACGAAAUAGUUAGUGUCACGUUCAAAACUAAUGGGUAAAUUUGAUCUUUUAUGUCAUCGCCUGUUAAAUAAAUAUGUUAUUUAUACAACAAAUCAUGCAAUUGUUAAUGUUAUUCAAUAACUAUUACAAGAAAUAAAAAGGCUUAUAUUAAUAUUAA